Messenger RNA from Medicago truncatula (barrel medic), 2162 nucleotides. Its product is annotated as protein HOTHEAD. The record is from RefSeq and is a predicted model, not a curated record. Gene Ontology annotation, molecular function: flavin adenine dinucleotide binding; oxidoreductase activity, acting on CH-OH group of donors. The coding region runs from base 190 to 1914 and encodes 574 amino acids. NCBI's taxonomy places the organism in Eukaryota, Viridiplantae, Streptophyta, Magnoliopsida, Fabales, Fabaceae. The transcript is spliced from 5 exons.
UUCAAGAACAGUGAAUCUUGGCAUAUUGUUGGAUGCAACUUUGAUGUCCUUGAACAAAAUAAUUUUAUGUGCAAAAGUGUCUUUAAUUUUUGUGUAUUAUAUAUUAUUAUAAAUAGAGUAGUUUCAAUUACGUGAGAACAUUUAUCAAAUCAAAUUGUUGUAGCUUCUAACAAGUGAAGAUAGGUGUCAAUGGAUUGGUUCUUGGCACAAUUUAUAUGGGUAAUUCUUGCUGGAAGCUUGUUAUUUAAUGCCUUAUCUUAUUCUUAUAAAGCACCAAUGUACACAUUUAUCAAAGAAGCCACAUUUGCUCCUCCAAUCUUAACAUAUGAUUAUAUAGUAAUUGGUGGAGGAACAUGUGGUUGUCCACUAGCAGCAACACUUUCACAAGGUGGAAAAGUUUUAGUCCUUGAAAGAGGAGGUUCACCAUAUACAAAUCCAGAACAGAUCAACAUACAUAACUUUGUUAAUGCCCUUUUUAAUAUAAGUCCUUCAUCAUUUUCACAAGUAUUCAUAUCAACCGAUGGUGUAUACAAUACGCGUGCACGUGUCUUAGGCGGCGGUUCUGUCGUGGGUGCUGGAUUCUACUCAAGGGCUAGUUAUAAGUACAUAAGAGAAUUUGGUUGGAAUGAAACUUUGGCCAGGAGUUCAUACGAGUGGGUUGAAAAGAAGGUUGUUUUUGAGCCUUCAAUGCUUCAAUGGCAAUCAGCAGUUAGGGACGGUUUACUUGAAGCAGGGAUUUUGCCUUACAACGGUUUUACAUUUGAUCAUGUAUAUGGGACUAAGGUUGGAGGGACAAUUUUCGAUAAGGAAGGUCAUAAACACACUGCAGCUGAUUUGUUAGAGUAUGCCGAUCCAAAGAGAAUUUCUGUUUAUUUGCAUGCCACAGUUCAAAAGAUACUAUUCAAGUGGAAUGCAGAAAAAGGGAGGCCACAAGCUUAUGGAGUGAUUUUCAAAGAUACAUUAGGAAUCAUACAUAGAGCAUACAUAAUCUCCAAAGUGGAUAAUGAAAUAAUUGUAUCAGCUGGUGCAAUUGGAAGUCCACAGUUACUGAUGCUGAGUGGCAUUGGUCCUGCUAACCAUCUUAAGGCGCUUGGAAUCCAGGUGGUUAUGGAUCAGCCUUUUGUUGGUCAAGGGAUGGCAGAUAGUCCAAAAAAUGUUCUUGUUGUUCCUUCUCCUUUACCAGUAGAACUUUCUGUGAUUGAAACUGUGGGAAUCACUAAGUUUGGUAGCUUCAUUCAAGCACUCAGUGGAUUGAGCUUUGGUUAUUCUUUCUCUGACAAGCUUAGAGGGAUUUUUGAAUUGUUAUCAAACCAGAGUGGUAUAUCCUCCAAGUUUAGACCAGAAACUAUGGAAAGUUUUGCAGACAUAAUUAGAUCAUUAACCAAUCCAAUUUUCAAAUUCAAAGGAGGAAUGAUAGUUGAAAAGGUAAUGGGACCACGAUCCACAGGUCACCUGGAACUUCUAACAACUAAUCCCAAUGAUAAUCCAUCAGUUACCUUCAACUAUUUCAAGGAUCCAGAAGACUUGAGAAUGUGUGUGGAAGGCAUGAAAACAAUCAUAAAUGUGAUUAACUCAAAAGCAUUCUCAAGAUUUCGUUAUAAAAACAUGCCUAUCCAGGCUCUUAUAGACUUGAUGUUGCUUUUACCAGUGAAUUUGAGACCAAAACAUCCUAAUGCUGCAUUUUCUUUAGAACAAUAUUGCAUUGAUACUGUCUCAACAAUUUGGCAUUAUCAUGGAGGUUGUCAAUCUGGUAAAGUUGUUGAUCAUAAUUAUAAGGUCAUUGGUGUGGAAGCUCUUAGAGUUAUUGAUGGGUCCACUUUUUAUCGCACGCCGGGGACUAACCCUCAAGCCACUAUAAUGAUGAUUGGAAGGUAUAUGGGACAACAGAUUAUAAAUAAAAGAUUAUCUCAAUAGAGGAACUGAAGUGGUCAAUUUCAGGGCAUAUUUUCCAUAGCUCCUUAUUUGUACUAUUUUCAUUUGUAUGAACUAUGAUGAUUAUGUAAUUUCCAACAUGUUAAAACAUUUUUAAAGAAACAGAAUAGGACUUAAGGAUAUGCUUUGCACAUUCAUAAAAUGGAAGAAGCAUCUAACUUUUGCAAACUUGUCCCCAUUUUUCUCUAAAGCAUGUGAAGGGAGAAUUUAUUGCUUUGAAAGAGCAUUUU